Dendrobium catenatum is the source of this 1037-nucleotide messenger RNA. RefSeq lists its product as uncharacterized. The record is from RefSeq and is a predicted model, not a curated record. The transcript has 3 exons. Lineage: Eukaryota; Viridiplantae; Streptophyta; Magnoliopsida; Asparagales; Orchidaceae. Bases 162 to 497 code for a protein of 111 amino acids.
GGUGUCUAGGGUUUUACUGUUCGACUUCGUUGCUUCUUUGGCUCCUUCGUUGCUAUUCGACUUCGCUCCUUCGACGAGGUUCCUUCCUGUCGGAUCGGAAGUCAAGACAUUUUGAUCAGAAGCAGCGACUGGGAGGUCGCUCGCUGUGAAGUAGUACAAGCAUGGAGAACAUAACCGCAAGUGAGCUUGCUGGAUUUGGAGUUGGUGCUUUGCUUCUUUGUGCCACGAUUUCUGCUCCAAAAGUGGAUGCUUUUAUCGCAGCAUCUCAAAGAAGAUCUUUGGGAAUGUGUAAAAAAUGUGGUGAUCUCAGAAUGAUAGCAUGCUUAAGGUGCAAAGGAUCAGGAUUAGUUAGGAAAGAAGGGCUCUUUGGCUUUAGCAUGGUAGAUGAUCUUUAUCAGUUAUUUCAAGGUGACGGCAUCAAAUCAUCAUUUAUAAAAUGCAGCAAAUGCCUAUCUAAGGGACACCUGCCAUGCCCUGAAUGCUCUAAGACCGUAUGAUUUUUCAUCUAAACAGAAUAUUGUCAUACUUUCUGAAUAAAAUUUAUGUAUAAUUAUUUGAGGUUCAAUUUUUUAGGUUAUUAAUUAAGAUAAAAAAAUGCCAGUUUCUGUUAGUGAGGAAGUGAUUGUAGUCACUUCCAUGUAGAGUAUUGAGUUGUUGGAUGUGCCUGUUCUGUAGGGAAAUUAUUGGGUUCAGACACCGGAUGCCGUUCGAAGCCAAUGAAAAUCUGCCACAUCACUCUAUACUCGGUACUGAGUAGUACCGAGCUCGGUACUUCUCAGUAUGCUCGAUACUGUGAAGUACCGAACUCAGUACUUCACAGUAUCGAGCUCAGUAUCAUUCGGUACUGUGAAGUUCGAACGGUAAGCUGUGUUCGCUGUCCGAAUCCAAUAAUCUCUCAUGUUCUGUAAUAUGUGAGCUUUCUAGUUAUGGAAUAGUUAUUGAAUGCAAGUUUCAACUAUUAGUACUACUGGCAAGCAACUGUUGAGUCACAUUCUUUGUACUUGUUACACUGAAACUAAUGCACAUCUCUUCUUUAA